AUGUCGGCAAUGACCCAAUGGGACGAUGCUACUACGCGACAAUGGUUGAAUCGCUUAGGUCUUGGCCAGUAUGGACAGCAAUUCAGUAGCCAUAAUGUGCGCGGAGACGUUUUGCCAUUGCUGGAUCACGAAGCGCUUUCCGAAAUUGGUGUUCAAAGUAUUGGCCAUCGAAUCCGAAUCCUCAAGGCCAUUGGAAGUAACUGGAAAGAAAUGGACAGCCGAGACAUGCUACAAAAGAUAUCUAUGAUGGAAGGCCAGCUCCAAAAAGUGACUGAAAAAUGUGAAAAGCUCCGGACAGAUAUGAUGCCUGUGUUUCGGAUGGUUAAAGAAAACGAGCCGCUACCUUCGCUACAGAAAAAUGGGUCUUCUACAUCAAUCACGACUAUUGGCGAUCAGCCUCUGCCAGACAUGCUGAGUGCGUCACAACCGAACUUAUCGCUGCAAAAAGCCCAUAGCAUAAGUUUGGCAUCCCCAGGAAUUGGCAAGUCGAAACGAUAUUCUGCUAUCCCUGCAUUCUCCACUGCAAAGUCGCCUAACCAGGGUCUUCCUCCACUGCCGUUUGGGCGAGCCCCCUCGACCGAAGACCACAGACAGCUGCGGAAAACUGGCGGUGUCACUUUACUCACCGAGGAGCUUUCACAGAGACCUCCAAACAGUAAAGUUUCGAUGAGCACAGCAUAUGAACCUUACAAAAGCUUUCGAGUCGGUAUGGAUGACCCUUGCCAUAAGGUUUUACCUGUCGUAAUGAGACAUAACGGCAUCGUCGCUGACUCCCAUGAGUACAGGUUGGUCGUUCAGUACGGUGACCAUGAGCGUACAGUUGCCGAUCAUGAAAAGCCUCUGCAUGUCUAUAAAGAGCUACAGGACGCUGGCAAGCGCCCCGUAUUUAUGCUACGCCAUGCAGUAAAUGGAGUUGGCCAAAGUGCAUCUUCAACGCCGGGAGGGGUUUUAUAG
This is a messenger RNA of Wickerhamiella sorbophila, 954 nucleotides long. RefSeq names its product Protein STE50. The coding region runs from base 1 to 954 and encodes 317 amino acids. Gene Ontology annotation, molecular function: ionotropic glutamate receptor binding; synaptic receptor adaptor activity. The record is from RefSeq and is a predicted model, not a curated record. NCBI's taxonomy places the organism in Eukaryota, Fungi, Ascomycota, Dipodascomycetes, Dipodascales, Trichomonascaceae. The transcript has a single exon. Gene Ontology annotation, biological process: signal transduction.